UGCAUGGUCAGGUGGCAUGACUCACUGGUGUGAUACAUUGCACAGAGCCCCUCUGCACCUGGGGAAGCAGCAUACCCCCCAGCGCUGUGCCCUCAGUCUGUGGAAGUGUAGGCAGGAUGGCCGAGGAGCUGCUGGCACUGGACAAUCUGACGGGGUCCUGGGAAGCGCCCAAUGCUACCAGGGACUCUUCUCACCCGCUAGGAGUGGACACCAGCCUGUCCUCCAAGGUGUUCAUCACCGUGCUUUAUAUGCUCAUCCUGCUGGUGGGCACCACGGGCAAUGUGCUCACCAUCUGGCUGGUUCUGAAGAGGUGCAGCCUGCAGAGCUGCCAGCAGGGCACGGUGCACUACCACCUGGUGAGCCUUGCACUGUCUGACAUCCUCAUCCUGCUCAUCAGUAUCCCCAUAGAGCUCUACAACUUCAUCUGGUUCCACUACCCCUGGGUGUUCGGGGACGCUGGCUGCAAGAGUUACUAUUUCCUGCGCGAUGUCUGCUCCUAUGCCACCGUGCUGAACAUCGCCAGCCUGAGCUGUGACCGCUACCUGGCCAUCUGCCACCCCAUCCGAGCCAAGCUGCUCAUGUCCAGGAGGAGGACCAAGAGGAUUCUGUCUGCGAUCUGGCUCUCAUCCUUCCUAUUUGCCCUGCCCAUGGCAUUUAUCAUGGGGGUGAGAUACCAGAACAUGACCCAGGAGGGAAAGUCUGAUCCAUCCUCACUAGUGUGCACCAGCCUGGUGUCUACUGCCACCCUGAAAAUCUUCAUACAGGUCAAUGCAUUUAUGUCUUUCGUCCUUCCAGUGGCUUUGAUAGGUGGAUUGAACUGUGUCACUGUUGGUCAAUUGGAGUCUCUACGUUCCCGAUCAUGCUUAAUCUUGGAGUCCUCCUGCAAGAGCUAUGGAGCUUCCAAGGAAAUACACAAGACGCAAAAGUCUCUCUCUUCUUCCACCAAUCCAUCCAAGAUACUAGUAGGGGGAGCAAGUGAGAAGAAAGACCUGGUAGUGUCCAGUGAGCCCAACCGCAUACAGGCGCUACAGCACAGCAUCUACAUGCUCAGAGCUAUAGUCAUCGCGUAUGUGGUGUGCUGGUUACCGUACCAUGCAAGAAGACUCAUGUUCUGCUACAUCCCAGAUGAAGAUUGGUCAGGGUUCCUGUAUACGUUCUACCACUACUUCUACAUGCUGACCAACACGCUGUUCUACGUCAGCUCCGCUGUGAAUCCAGUCCUCUACAAUGUGGUGUCUUCAUCUUACCGCCAACUCUUCCUAAAGAUGGUGGGCUUGCCUUGCAGCACAGAGAGCUCUCUCUCUGUAUCCAGCUCUUGCCGGUCCAGACAGUAAUGUGCCUGAUAGCCACCGUAGAGUGGAUUUAUAUCACUGCAGAAUGGACUCAUAUAAGGACAAGUAAAGAUUAGAGUCUCAUCUAUCAUCUUGGAGCCCAACUCAUUCAGAGUUCUUAGGCCCCAUUUAUCAAGCCUUGGAGAGUGAUAAAAAAUAGCACGGUGAUAAAGUACAGUCAACCAGCUUCUAACUGCCAUGUUACAGGGUGUGAUUCAAAAAUGAUAGUUUGGAGCUGAUUGGCUGGUACUUUAUCACCGUGCUAUUUAUCACUCUCCAAAGCUUGAUAAAUCUGGGUCUUAGUUUCUACUGAAAAUGUUUUGUAAUGUUACCUCUUGAUAUGUUAUGUGGUCCCUGUGGAAGUGUCAUAGUGCGAUUCUUCUAUUGGAUGCCGUUUUGGUGGAAUAGGACCUUAGAUGACCUCACAGAUAAUUGGGACCACAAUUCUUAAAGACGUGUUAGCGGGAGAUUUGUCAAAGCUUGGAAAGAGAUAAAGUGGAGAAAGAUGAGCUGAGUGGUUGCUACUAAUUGUCAUAUUUCAAACACAGUGGUCUAUAUACUAAGACUUGGACAGAGAUAAAGUGGACGGAGAUAAAGUACCAGCCAAUCGGCUCCUAGCUGCCAUGUCACAGGCUGUUAUUGAAAAAUGACAGGAGCUGGUUGGUUGGCAGUAUAUAUCCAUCCACUUUAUCACUCUCCAAAGCUUACAGAUGUGUCCUCACAGAUCUUUGCUGUUUUUACAACCAUGGCGUGGCGUUUCCAUGAUGCAAACGCAUGGUGGGAAUGCGCACCGCCAUGGCUGCUUUGAUAUUCUAAUGAUCGUGGCCGACGCACACGCACCACAAUUGCAUACAUAACUGGCCAUAUAACUAUGGGUUAACGGAGCAUAUCCUCCCGCUACCAGUCCCCACAGUGUCUCCUAGUCCCCCUCUCAUUAUACACGGCAGCGGGAGCCUCUUACUCCUACUGCCUGGCCACGGCCUACAUUCUGCUCCUUUGUGUGUAAAGCAUCCCCAGGACAGUGCGUAUGCACGUGAACGCCAUGGCAUGGUGCUUUUUGUCACAUCGCGGGCAAAGAUGUAUAGAUACGCAUCAGUAGUACAUAAAUCCCACAGCCUAUAAAAUUAAUGACAGUUAAACGUUGAUUGGUUGGUGCUUAUCUCUCUCCAGUUGUGCCGAUAGGGGGGAGGAGCAGGUACUAAUUACCUGGGCCUGGGAUUGCUGGAGGACCCCAGCGGGGGCCCUGGUCCACUGCUUCCCCUUUAGUAUACUUACCUAUAUCUGAGAAGCAUGUCCUUCCUCUAGGCUGGCACCCAGAGCUGUAACUAUGUGUGUGCCAGGUGAGCCUGGCACACAGCGCAGUUGCCCUGAGGGCGCAACUGCCCACCUUCCCUAAAGUCAUCAGCGGCAUUGUAAUGAGUCAAACUGACUCAUUACAAGCCCCCUGUGUGCGUGUGCUGCCGCCGGAGUGGAGCAGCUCCGGGAGCAGGGGAGGAGGAGGAGGGAGGGGGACUCUGGAGCUGCAGCAGCGCUAUGUAAUUGGUGGUGGCGCUUCACAUAGCGCUGCUGCAGCUGUCCCUCUCCUUCCAGCAUUGAGAUGCCUGUACCUCAUCCCAGCGUUCACAGCGGCGGCGGCCAGCCAAUGCGGAAGGAGAGGGACAGCUGCAUGCGGCGCUGCCACCAAUUACAUAGCGCUGCUCCCUCCUCCUCCUUCUCCCCUGCCUCCGCGGCUACCAGCACCGAGGAGCCUGACUGCCUGAGCCAGCGGAGAGAUGGUAUCAUCUAUUCUGCCUGUCUGUCUGUCUAUCUAUCUAUCUAUCUAUCUAUCUGUCUAUCUAUCCUGUCUACCUAAUGUGUGAAAGGGGGACUGGCUGCCGUAAUGUGUAAAAAGGGGGACUGGCUGCCGUAAUGUGUAAAAAGGGGGACUGGCUGCCGUAAUGUGUAAAAAUGGGGACGCUUUCUUCCGUAAUGUUUAAAAAGUGGGAUCGCAGUCUGCCAUAAUGUGUAAAAAGGGUACACUGUCUACCGUAAUGUGUAAAAAGGGGGGACUGUCUGCCGUAAUGUGUAAAAAGGGAUGCUGUCUGCCAUAAUGUGGAAAAAGGGGGACGCUGUCUGCCGUAAUGUGUAAAAAGGGGGACGCUGUCUGCCGUAAUGUGGAAAAAGGGGGACUGUCUGCCGUAAUGUGGAAAAAGGGGGACUGUCUGCCGUAAUGUGUAAAAGAGGCUCUACCUGGUGUAGUGGCGCUACUGUGCGGCGUAAUUUGAAUAAUGGAGACUACUGUGCACCGUAAUAUGAAUUGGUAUUAUUAUGUGGCCACACCCCUUCCCCAUGAAGCCAUGCCCCUAUAUAUUUUUCACGCGCCUGCGGCGCGCACUGUCUCUAUUUUAUAUGAAGGGGGGGGGGCGUCAGUGCCAUUUCUUGCACACAGCGCUAAAAUGUCUAGUUACGGCACUGCUGGCACCAUCUUCCCAGUGCCAUCCUCGUGAAGAUGGGGCCCCACAUUGAAAGCAAAGACUGUUUGCUCUCUAGUGCAAAUGCACCAACUUCCCAAAUAUCACCGGCUGAGGAGCAAGCUAGGAGAGAUGUGGUGCGCCAUUAAAACCCCUCCCCCACACCGGAUCUGAAUGGUGCCCCCCUGUGGAGCGUGCAGUUGAUUUUUUUAAUCAUAUAUGUAUUUUUUUUUCAGGGGGACAUGGGCACGCCCUCCGUGUUUAGGCCAUGCCCUCCCCCCAGUACCUGGGCCAGGUGCUGCUUUCUAUGGCCCUGUCUCUCUCCACUUUAUCUUUCCCCACGGUGAUAAAUCUCUCCCUAGGUCUUCUGAUCAAAGAUCAGCAAUCGGAAACAGGAUGUUUUAUUGGAGCAUUACGUUGGCAGAAAAGCUUCAGAUAUCAUCAGAUCUUAACACCAGAUCAGGCAGUAGGUUAGCCUCUAAUCCAGCUGGUGUGGAGACAUCACUGUCCAAUCCAAGACAAAUCAGCUUCAUACACAGGGGCUUAUGUUGAGAUGGACACAUUUACAGUAUACCCCAAAGGUAAGCUGGAAAAGGUGCACUCAUGAAACAGAGCAAAUACAUGGAAAUGUGAUCAGUAGGGACACAUUUCCUGAUGUGUCUAACUCUACAACACUGGCAUACUGUAUGUGCCAGGGUUACUACAGGAGUGACAAGUAUAUGUAUAUAUUUACACAAUAGCAUAGGGGUAGUAUAGGGAUAGCGCAGAUGCAGCUAGACAGUAUUGGUAGUAAAUGCUACAGUCAGAUUACCCUAUUUGUACACAAUAUAAGGAUGUAGUGAAGUGUCAUGUACACAGGAGAGAACCGGGUUUGGAUAGUAAUAUGAAUAAAUGCGAAAGACAAAUUUUUCAUAUUAAACUUCAAUUAAUUACAAACACAAAUACAAACGUGAAGCACAACAUAAGGUGCUGGAGCUGUAUAAAUUAAUGUUAAUAAAAACAAAACCCCAACAA
Molecule: messenger RNA, 4795 nt
Organism: Pseudophryne corroboree (corroboree frog)
Lineage: Eukaryota; Metazoa; Chordata; Amphibia; Anura; Myobatrachidae
Gene: NTSR2
Product: neurotensin receptor 2
Exons: 4
Coding region: 117-1334 (405 amino acids)
Biological process (GO): neuropeptide signaling pathway
Cellular component (GO): plasma membrane
Molecular function (GO): G protein-coupled neurotensin receptor activity
Source: RefSeq, a predicted model, not a curated record